Messenger RNA from Caenorhabditis sp. 36 PRJEB53466, 1099 nucleotides. The record is from the annotation of a GenBank genome assembly. Lineage: Eukaryota; Metazoa; Nematoda; Chromadorea; Rhabditida; Rhabditidae.
AUGCUACUGCUCGUGCUCGUGUCUCCCGUCGCGGUCUCGGCGAUCACGUGCACGUCGAGUGAGUGAGCGGAUACGCGCGGAUCGGCCCACAAAGUUGAAUGGUGUUUCAGAGGAUGAGCCGAUUCUCGUCAGCGGCGCCAUCAACAAGGCGUUCUCGAUGAAAAUUACGGAAAAGGUCAAGGAUUGUAAUGGAUUUUGUAUCAGGUGGGAGCCAGAGUUGAUCUACUUUUCAUUGCUCUGACCUCCAGCAAACUGGUCAAUCUGGAUGCGACGUUGUCGAACGGAAAGCAGGCGCACAUCCGAAACGUGCACUUCUCGUGCGUGCCGAACGUUCCGAAGGCGGCGGCGAUGUGCAAGGUUUGUGGAGGUUCGGGAAUAAUUGAACAAUUUGUGGGGGGCACUUUAGAAAAUGUGCACGACGAGCAUCUACAAGAACGACAAGACGAGCAAGUCGAUCGAUCGGAGUGUGGGAUCGCUGAAACGAGUGCUAGUGCCGCAGAUUGGGGUACGUACAUUGAAAAGGACGCACAAAGUUCGACAAUAGUUGUUAGUUUUAGACGUUGUUCGGGCCUAGCAAUGCCACCGUAAUCUUAGCUUUGAAAGUCUUUAUCUCGAGAACCAGUAGUUAUUUCAAAAAAUUGUCAACGGAAGAGUUGUUGCAAAUUUAGUGCUGAACAACUUUGUAAUUAAUUAUUUCGUCUGAAAAUGCUUAGUUUUUCAGUUAUAAACCAUUUUUCAACCAGUAGUCACAAUGACAAUUUGUCUACCGUACCCUAACUUUAAACGAGCAUAUCUCAAGAGUCAGUAGUUAUUUCAAAAAGUUGUCAACAGAAGAGUUGUUGCAAAUUUUAAGCUCAACAACUUUGUAAUUGAUUAUUAGAUUCCAAAUAACAUUCUUCUCGCGUUAUGAGCCGUUUUCUAAAGAGUAACAAAUAGUGUAGUGUAACUUUUGAUGCUCUAACCGAAAAUCGGCAAUUUUCAGGACUUUUCCUAUGAGAAAGCCGAGGAGAAGACGUGUUGCUGCAAAGAGGACAAGUGCGCGCGGCGGCUCGACGCCACAAUGCGUCUGAAUCUCCGCUCCAACUUCAAAAUCCACUAA